AUGACAAUCGAGCAGGUGCUACAAGAGUUGAACAAAUCUAAAAGGUGGGCAGGGCUGCAUGUAGCUGAUAGUUCUUGUUUCCAUUAUCGCAGACGGCUGAUGCUCAGGGUUUUGGAGCCACUUAAGGUGAAAGGAAGCAAUGCUAAUGAUAAAUUUGAUGCACAUAAAACCUUGAUGGAAGAGCUUGAUUGGAACAAAGGGUUGUUAAAACGUUACUUGGGACGAGAGUUAUCUGAAACCGGAGAGAGUAUCUUCACGAAUGAAGAAACUGGCAUCUUCAUUGGUAAUGAGAUCCAUCUUCUAGAAUCUUCUAUGACCGUUCUUGAUAACAAGUUUGAAGAUUUCCGAGCUCAAGCACUGCAUGCUUCUGUCUACAUGCUUUGGCUGACAAAGCAUAUUCCAGAAGUGUGGAGCAUGCUUGAAGAGAAGCUUGGAACAGAGAAACUCAAAUGUGUACUGAGCACAGUUGAUCAAGAGAGACCCCUCCUUGCUUUUGCACCAAAUUGA
This is a messenger RNA of Brassica napus (rape), 507 nucleotides long. RefSeq lists its product as uncharacterized. Lineage: Eukaryota; Viridiplantae; Streptophyta; Magnoliopsida; Brassicales; Brassicaceae. The record is from RefSeq and is a predicted model, not a curated record. The transcript has 6 exons. The coding region runs from base 1 to 507 and encodes 168 amino acids.